Messenger RNA from Caenorhabditis remanei, 816 nucleotides. RefSeq lists its product as uncharacterized. Gene Ontology annotation, molecular function: G protein-coupled olfactory receptor activity. Lineage: Eukaryota; Metazoa; Nematoda; Chromadorea; Rhabditida; Rhabditidae. The record is from RefSeq and is a predicted model, not a curated record. The transcript has 6 exons. Gene Ontology annotation, biological process: olfactory behavior; G protein-coupled receptor signaling pathway. Bases 1 to 816 code for a protein of 271 amino acids.
AUGGUUCUCCAAAGAAAAAGGUUCAAUUUCUCUGACUCCACAGCCCGAGUCUUAUCAGCUUCCUACUGUGGCUGCUUUGCUAUGUGUUUUGUUAUGUUCGCAGUUCAUUUCAUCUACAGAUAUUAUGUUGCUUGUCAGCCAGACAAACUCUCUUAUUUCCGAGGAAAAAACUAUAUUUACUGGAUUGUCGGAAUGUUGUCCAUAGCGUUGAGUUGGGUGACGGUUGCUUAUGUUCUCUUUGAGGAGGAUGAGGAGACAACAAAGGAUUUGGAAUUUAUUCUCUCAACAUGUUAUGAUCUCAAACAUGAAAACGUCGGUUACGUUCCAUACUCAUUUUAUCAAACGAUUUCCUCUGAAAGAACAUUGCGCAUGGAUAACUUGAUUGGGGUUGUACAUCAUUUAACAGUUAUGCAACUCUCCAUCACCGCCGUAUUCUAUUAUGGAAUUAAGACGUAUUGGAAAAUAGGUCACAUCAAGGGAAAAUCUCAGAGAACAAGAGAUUUACAACAUCAAUUUUUCACGGCUCUAGUGGUUCAAACUACGAUUCCAUUGAUAUUCAUGUUCAUACCAAAUUCUGUUCUGACGGUUGCCGCAUUUGUGGAUGGAACAUUUGGAGCAUGGGCAAAUGUUACUGUUGUUAUGAAUCAUUUAUACCCGGCAGCAGAUCCAUUUGUCAUUUUAUUCAUUAUCAAAGGGUUUAGAAAUACUGUCAAAAAUUUUUUGCUUUGUCGUGGAGCCCCACAGACAGCAAUCAUUUCAGUGAAUGGAACAACGAAGAAACAAGAUCAUAAAUCAUAUUCGAGUGUCAUUUAUUGA